This is a messenger RNA of Carassius carassius (crucian carp), 2269 nucleotides long. RefSeq names its product PTB domain-containing engulfment adapter protein 1. Bases 320 to 1447 code for a protein of 375 amino acids. The transcript is spliced from 14 exons. NCBI's taxonomy places the organism in Eukaryota, Metazoa, Chordata, Actinopteri, Cypriniformes, Cyprinidae. The record is from RefSeq and is a predicted model, not a curated record.
GGAAGGAAGGAAUUGAACCGUGUCUAAGAGCACCUGUUGACGUCCAGCAUGGCACAGAUAUGGCCACAUUGAGCUAUUAUUGAAAGAGGGGCAUACAAUUCAUUGAAAAUUCUCAUUGAGUCUACAUACAGUACUAGUUUGGAUCAUCAUGAAGGCGUCCAGGCUUGAUCCAUGUCUAGGCCUGUUUACCAGUGGCAUUGCAGAUCGUCUUUGUCUACAAAAUCCUUCACUUCAGCAAUGACUGCAACACCUUCAAAUCCCAGGUCAGAACUUGUGGCACAUUCCAGGAAAUCGCAGCUGAGAAGGAGCGUUUUCAAGCAUGAACCGGGCAUUUAACAGAAAAAAAGAUAAAUCAUGGAUGCACACUCCAGAAGCACUGGCCAAGCAAUUUAUAGCAUACAAUGCCAAGUUUCUGGGGCAAACAGAAGUUGAUCAGCCCAAAGGUACAGAGGUGGUGAGAGAUGCCGUCAGAAAGCUCAAGUUUCAGAAACACAUUAAGAAGUCAGAGGGACAGAAGAUCCCAAAAGUGGAAUUACAGAUCUCCAUCUACGGCGUGAAAAUAUUAGAUCCUAAAUCAAAAGAAGUACAGCACAACUGUCAGUUGCACCGGAUAUCCUUCUGUGCAGAUGAUAAGACAGACAAAAGGAUAUUCACAUUCAUUUGUAAAGAUUCAGAAUCCAACAAACAUCUCUGCUAUGUGUUUGACAGUGAAAAAUGUGCAGAAGAGAUAACUUUGACCAUCGGCCAAGCAUUUGACUUGGCUUACAAGAAGUUUUUGGAGUCCGGGGGAAAAGACGUAGAGACGAGGAAACAGAUAGGUGGCUUACAGAAAAGAAUUCAAGAUCUUGAAGCUGAGAAUUCUGAGUUGAAGAAGCAGUUGCAAGUCUUGGAGGAACAGCUGAUGAUUGCUCAAGUUCCCCCUCUUCUUCACAUUAACUCUUCUAAUGAGGACUAUAUGCUUCAGAGACCCUCAUCUCUCUUCUGGUGUCACAACGUGGCCUCGUUCUCUUGCCUCGAAAUCUCUUCUGUUACACUAACGCCAAUGAGCUCACCUGACUCUAACCUUUCUGCUGGUCUUCUGACUCCUCCACGUGCUAAACCGGCUUUGUUAAAGCCUCCCAGUGGAGCCAGUGUUCCUCACCCUCCUGGAAACAGCAUGUCCUCGAAGACGCCCACUGACAUAUUUGACAUGGUUCCAUUUUCUCCAAUGACCCCAUUGGUUCCAUUACCAGCAAGCAAUGGCUCGGCCCCUCCACCCCCUGCAAGGCCUACAGAGAUUAGGAGAGACCUGUUUGGUGCAGAACCAUUUGACCCUUUUACCUGCGGGGCAGCUGACUUUCCUCCCGACAUCCAGUCCAAGCUAGAUGAGAUGCAGGAGGGGUUCAAAAUGGGACUAACAGUGGAGGGCACUGUCUUUUCCCUUGAUCCGCUAGAAGGUCGCUGCUGAUGCCAAGAAGAAAGUUUUGUCACUUUCAUGUUAAACCAUUUGUAUUAAAGUGCCAAACUCGGGUUUACAGUCAAGAUGUCAAAGUCUUACCUUACUGUUUUUUAUGUAUUUGCAUUUUGAAUUUGGUUUACUAAAAGUAUAUUGAGAAAUCAGAAGCAGUAGAAUCACUAUUUUUGUAAGAACUAAGAAAAAAAAACUAGAAAUGUAGUUUUAACACCCCUUGCUUUUACUGAUUAUGAAGGAUGUAGAAAGUAUGUCCAAUUGCACAGUCUGUGGCAACGUUUCAUUUCUAUUAUCUAUUGCUAAUUCUUUAAGCUUGUGUUAUGCUUACAAGCUGCUGUUUUUAAUCUGUGGCAUAUUACAAUUCAUAAACACAUACAACGUUAUAAUUAUGUAGAGUUCCCUUGACAUAUAUUUUUUAACUUUAUUUUUAACACUUAGUACAUUACCAUACAUAAUAAUCACAUUCCUUUUGUAUCCAAUCACAUGUAAAAUUAUGAUAUUGUUUUUGUUAAUAGCAAUGGCUCUAUUAAAAUACAUAUUUUUUAACUGAGCAGCAGCGCCAUGAAUGGCAGGACUGGACUGUUUCUACAUUAACAUAUACUCGUAUUGCAGUUUAAUUUUAUAUUAUAUAUUUUAGUAUAUUCUUGCACAAGGAAGCACUUUGAAAGAGCUCUGUUCAUGUAUUAUUGUUAAUUCAGCCUUUGCUGUUGUAGUCAUUAAAAGAAAAUGGUACAUAUUCUCUGUUCUCUGUAUAAGUUAUGUUAUGUAACAUGUUUUUCUUAGAUCUUUAUUUGCAUUAAAUAAGAGACAUUGUAUGAA